Molecule: messenger RNA, 1605 nt
Organism: Pichia membranifaciens NRRL Y-2026
Lineage: Eukaryota; Fungi; Ascomycota; Pichiomycetes; Pichiales; Pichiaceae
Exons: 1
Coding region: 103-1323 (406 amino acids)
Cellular component (GO): mitochondrion
Molecular function (GO): protein-containing complex binding
Source: RefSeq, a predicted model, not a curated record
UACAGAUGAAGCUUGGAGAGAAAGAAGAAAGUAGGACAGCCCCAAGCGGACAAGUCAUCACAGCACCUCUCUCACCACACAUAAACGCAUCCACAAAACGCCAUGCUGUCCAUGAACAAGUCCAAGCUUGCGUUCAAUGCAACUAGAUCGAUUGCACAAAUCAACCAAUCGAGAAAUAUCUACCGCUUCCCACUGGAAAGUGACAUCAACAUCACCAAGACCGGUAAAACCAAGAUUGCACACGGUUUGGGUGGACGUCACUCUCGUACCGGAUACCAGGUGUCGGUUUUCGGGGGUACAGGUUUCUUGGGUAAGAUAUUGACGUCCAAGCUGGCCAAACACGGUACCAUCACCAUUGCGCCAUUCAGGAACGGUAGAUCCAAAAGACACUUGAAGGUUUGCGGCGACUUGGGUGUUGUCAACUUCCACGAGUUUGACAUCAGAAACUUGAAGUCAAUCGAAGAGUCUGUCGCUCAUUCCGACGUCGUUGUCAACUUGUUGGGUUCUUCCACAAACACCAAGAACUUCUCGAUGGCCGACGCUAACAUCGAAGGUUCUAACAGAAUUGCCAAGAUCUCCAAGGAUUUUGGGGUCGACAGAUUUGUGCAAGUCUCCUCUUAUAACGCAGACCCUAACUCUCCUUCCGAGUUCUUUGCAACCAAGGGUAUUGCAGAAGAGGUGGUCAAGCAGCAUUACCCUGAUGCCACUAUUGUCAGACCUGCUCCAAUGUACGGUAGAAACUCCAAGUUCCUUAAUGACAUGUUGUCCAUCAAGGUUUUCGGUGGUAACAUCAUCUACAGACAAGAAGUUUACCCAACCCAUGUUGAACAAGUUGCUCAGGCUCUUGAGAAAAUAGUUUACGAUGACUCAACUGCAGGAAAGACCUACGAACUCUAUGGUAACGAAAGAUACUCCAGAGUUGAACUUAGAGAAAUGCUGAAAUACAUGAUCCACUUGAACCAAUACGGUUUCUUCCCAGCUGCCUCUGGUUACGACAUGCCAGCCCCAGAGUUUCUUGUCAAGAUCUGGUGUCUAUUAAACGGAAAAUUGAACCCUUCUUUGGAAGCUUUCGAUUACGAUACCUACAGACGUUCAACUCUUCACCAAAAAAUUGACCCUUCUGCUUUGACUUACAAAGAUUUGGGCAUUGUUAGCGAUGAAUUAGCAGACUGGUUGUACAAAUAUGUCAAGCCUCAUAUUAUUGCUUCUUCUCAAGCCAAGAACAGAACCGUUUACGGUAAAGAGGAAGUUUUGAAAUUGAGAGAUUACGUGAACUCGCCAAAGAACUACCUAGACUUGUUUGGUUACGGCUCCAAAAACUAAUCUUCGAAGAUGAACGAAACUAAAACCAAAGUUUCGCAACCCCACCCCCUACAUUAUUCACUUCUAAUCUCAUUUCACCACCCAUUGCGGUAUUUUUUAGGUUCCAGUAUCUCUGAUACGCUUACUCAUUCACUCAAAACCUUAAUCACAUAAAUGAUUGUUUUGUUUAUUCUUCUCAAUAUAUAGCUAAUGCUCAUAUCUUAUGUUUCCUAUUUUAUACUCACUUUAUUUAUUUAUAGUUUUCAACUGCACUAUUGAACGCUGCAUACUUUUACUGAUUGG